AUGGAAUUUAUAAGAGAACACCAUUUCAAGCAGUUAAAAAAGGACAACAAAACGAAAUAUUUCUUGACUGGUUUAUCAUCAUUUAAUGGAACAUUGCGAUCUAUUGAUCAUUCAUCAUUGGAAUAUAUCAAAAAAAGGUUCGCUGCUGAUGGGAUAGAAUAUAGACGAAACGGAUGCUAUGUGCUUCGUGUAAAAAUGUUUGAUAAAGAGGAAAUUAUUCAAGUUCCAUGCCGACAUUUGCCGCCAAGUUAUGUUAUCUGUCGACGACAGUGUUGUGAUUCUGGUCGACAAGAACAGGACCAUUACGUGACAGGCGAAGCGGCUGCUAUUUAUGGAGAUGAUCUGAAUGAGAUUCGUCAUCGUAGGACGCGACGUGAUGUUGCAGGAGCCAGUGAUGAUGCGAGCACAUCACUGACUACGUUCAUAAUUUGUUUUCUCGUUGGGUUCUGUUUUGGAAGUAUUUGCGUAAUCUGUGCUUUCAAACGCAAGGAAAUAUCAAAAGCUCUUAAUAAGAAGUCGGAUAGCAAAGAAGCUGAAGAAGGGCAAGGAGGAAAAGAAGAAGAGGAAAAAGCGGAGGACGCAAAAACAGAAGAUGCAGGAAAGGGAACGAGUAGUCCUCCUCCCGCUCCCCCUCCUCCGUAG
Messenger RNA from Enterobius vermicularis (human pinworm), 642 nucleotides. The record is from the annotation of a GenBank genome assembly. NCBI's taxonomy places the organism in Eukaryota, Metazoa, Nematoda, Chromadorea, Rhabditida, Oxyuridae.